GUUGUACCACAUCGGAGUUCAUCUGCCAGUUCCUCACCACGAGCUCAUCAGAAAUCAAACCAUUUACGAAAAUGGGGUUCGUUAAAUAAUUCAGCUGAUUUGAAUAGUUCAUUAACCUCUCACAGUGCAAGAGAACCCAACUGGAACCAAGAUGAAGGUUAUCUGAAGAUAUAUAUUAAAGGUCGAGGUAUUGCCUUGUAUGCACCAUCAGAAGUUACAGAUUUUGAUGUUAGUAAAGUUGGAGAUGCUCCUAAUGAAAAAUUACAAUUAGAAUGGGU
Messenger RNA from Lottia gigantea (owl limpet), 278 nucleotides. RefSeq lists its product as hypothetical. Lineage: Eukaryota; Metazoa; Mollusca; Gastropoda; Lottiidae. The record is from RefSeq and is a predicted model, not a curated record. The transcript has 3 exons. The annotation marks the transcript as partial.